GUUCAGUUGUCGUGUUCGUCGCAGGCGCACAGCCAGCAGCACCACCUACAAGGGAAAGACACACAGUCCGUGUCCGUCAGAGCGUGCGUUCGUGCGUGCGUGUGUGCCACAGUCUGUGUCUUUCUUCAGGAAAAUGAUCUGAGGACGGGACGGUAAUUUUCUUUUUACUUUCUGUGCCGCCCGGAGCUGAUCCAAAUCUAGUCAAUCGUACAACGACCUAAUUAAGCAAUGCCAAACUAACCAAAACCCAAAGUGUGAUAUUGAAAAAUGACCAUGACAUUUAAUGUUUUAACUUAAGAGAAAAGUAAGGGAAAAUAGAAAGAAGACAAGAGCAAUCGAAGAUCUGUCGACUCACCUCAGAAUCUCAACCAAACUUAAGAUAGAUAAUAAAUCCCAAAAAACCAACUCCUUCCGAAUACUCUUUUUACUCAAAUGCUGCACACUGCUGGCUCCCGAAUGUGGAAUCGUAAUCGACACCAGCAGCUCCUGGACCAGCAGAAAUCCUCUAUGCACACUUUCUACAUCGACUAGCAGCCAAUCGGACUUCGCCAGCAAAAUACGCUUCCUCCUUUGCACUAUUCUGGCCGCGAUCUACGGCAAACACUUCACCCCCACAGUAGUCCACGAGGCGGAUCCGUACACCGCCGUAUCGGAGUAGCACCGGUGGUAGUUGAGCACUGGGUAGGAUCCCGAUUCGGUUCGGGUGAAUCCUAAGACUCAACUGUCGCCAAUCGAGAACGCAAAGCCCCGAGCGCAGUCCACCCGAGCGCGCUUUAAUUUCGACCAAACGGACAAAGUGAACGGCCCCAAAAUUACGGACAACACGAUGGAGGACUUGCUGCAGGCUGGCCACGUGGUCAAGGAGCGGUGGAAGGUCCUGAAAAAGAUCGGCGGCGGAGGUUUCGGCGAGAUCUACGAAGGCCAGGACCUGAUAACGCGGGAACAGGUCGCCUUGAAGGUGGAAUCCGCGCGCCAGCCGAAGCAAGUCCUCAAGAUGGAGGUGGCCGUCCUGAAGAAGCUGCAGGGCAAGGAGCACAUCUGCCGCUUCAUCGGGUGCGGCCGGAACGAUCGCUUCAACUACGUGGUGAUGCAGCUGCAGGGCAAGAACCUGGCCGAGCUGCGGCGGUCGCAGGCCCGCGGGGCGUUCUCGCUGAGCACCACGCUCCGGAUCGGGCUGCAGAUACUCAGAUCGAUCGAGUCCAUCCACUCGGUUGGGUUUCUUCAUCGUGAUAUUAAGCCAAGCAACUUUGCCAUUGGAAGGUUACCGUGCAAUAAUCGUAAAAUUUACAUGUUGGAUUUUGGUUUAGCUAGGCAGUACACCACCGGCACCGGAGAGGUUCGGUGUCCCCGGGCAGCCGCCGGUUUCCGCGGCACUGUUAGGUAUGCUUCGCUGAAUGCGCACAAAAAUCGAGAAAUGGGUCGGCAGGACGAUCUGUGGUCAUUGUUCUAUAUGCUUGUUGAGUUUGUUACUGGCCAGCUUCCGUGGCGUAAAAUUAAGGAUAAGGAGCAAGUUGGUUUGUUAAAAGAGAAAUACGAUCAUCGUUUGCUACUCAAGCACUUGCCUUCAGAUUUCAAAUACUUCUUAGAUCACAUUCAAUCGCUGAACUACGCCGACAAGCCGGACUAUGCUAUGCUAGUAACCCUUUUCGAGCGCUGCAUGAAGCGACGGGGCGUCAAGGAAACCGAUCCGUUCGAUUGGGAAAAGACGGAGGAAAACAAUGCCGACCAUGCCGGCGGAGAAGCCAAAGUAGUAAACGCAGCCGUACCAAAGAGUGAACUAAUUAAAAAACACAAAGAUAUCGAAAUGACGGAGAAACGUAAAGUGAUUCCAGACUCUGUCAAGGUGAUGCAUACGGAACCGAUCGAAUCGAUCAAGCCGCAGAAUGCCAACAACGUCAACGCUAACGCAAAGCUUCCGAAUCUGGCCGGUGGAACACUGACCGGCCAGCAGCAGAACAACAACAAUAACGUCCAGAACGAAAAAUAUGGCGUGGAUCCGUUGGAUCCACGGCUCCGUCAGGCGUUCAAGGACGCCUUGAUUGCGAGCCAGGAAGGCGCCAAGGUGAAGCCGGAAAUUCCGUUGGUCCGGGCCCAUACCGACGUAAACAAACCGUCGAAACACGGCGGAAAUCGGUUACGGAUCCUGACGGCACCACCGGUCAACAUAAAAGACUUUGCGUCCUCGAUCGACAGCCUUCAGCAGCAGCACUCGCAGGCCAACGAGAUCACCAACCUGUCGGAGGCGAAAUCGAAACUGAAGACCGAAGCGGACGAAAUCAGCUGUACCCCUGGGGAUGGGCAGCUGACGGGUGGAAUCGGCGGAACCAACGGUCAGCAGAGUGGGGGCGACGGCGGUCAGCCGAAUUCGCUAACCCAGCGGCAAUCGUUGCAUUUGGGAGGCAAGAGUCUGAGGUCCUUCGCGACUCAGUCGGCCAAGUAUCGUAGCUUGGCGGACGACAAGAGCUGCCGGGACUUUUCCAUCACCCAACACGCCAUCAUCGAUGACGAGAACGCUAGUCAGCACCAGACGCCCAAGUAUCAGGGAGCUCUGACACUGGCCUCGCAGUGGAAGAGCCAGUUUGAUGAUUCGGACGAUUCGACCGAUGGACUGUGGAAGGGCGAGCAACAUUCCGAAAACGCAUCAAAGAAAAAUAUCGUGCUUGAGCAGAAGCAGCCGCAAUCGCUACAACAACCGCAACCAGAGCAGCAGCAAAAGCAACAACACAAGCAGAAUAACAACACAUCGAUGAGUGCUAUUGUUAAUAAUGGAACUACUAAUAUUACUACUACCACUACAACUACCACUACAAACAACCCAGCCGCAGUCGCAGCAGCAGCAGACCUUGCAAAUAAUCUCAAUUCUUAAUUUAUUGGUAAAUUUAUGAAAUACAAAGAGGUAAAAGCGUAUAAAGCAGUAUAGAAAAAUG
Molecule: messenger RNA, 2927 nt
Organism: Armigeres subalbatus
Lineage: Eukaryota; Metazoa; Arthropoda; Insecta; Diptera; Culicidae
Gene: Asator
Product: tau-tubulin kinase homolog Asator
Exons: 10
Coding region: 827-2866 (679 amino acids)
Biological process (GO): signal transduction; peptidyl-serine phosphorylation
Cellular component (GO): nucleus; cytoplasm
Molecular function (GO): ATP binding; protein serine/threonine kinase activity
Source: RefSeq, a predicted model, not a curated record